Styela clava is the source of this 2550-nucleotide messenger RNA. RefSeq names its product protein arginine N-methyltransferase 9-like. The record is from RefSeq and is a predicted model, not a curated record. NCBI's taxonomy places the organism in Eukaryota, Metazoa, Chordata, Ascidiacea, Stolidobranchia, Styelidae. Gene Ontology annotation, molecular function: histone methyltransferase activity; protein-arginine N-methyltransferase activity; protein binding. Gene Ontology annotation, biological process: peptidyl-arginine methylation, to asymmetrical-dimethyl arginine; chromatin remodeling. Gene Ontology annotation, cellular component: nucleus.
UUAGCGGGUAUCUUAACAUACAAUAAUGGCAAGUCAUGACAGCCAACUUAGGCACUUAGUUAGAGGGUACUUAGGAGAAGCCAGGCAAUGUUUUAUAAGAGAAGAUUAUGGCAAGUCGUACGCUUUUUAUCUGCUUGUUAUAAAACUUGCGCCUGUUGUAAAAGCUUCUGUGGAGAAAGAGUUCUGUGAAACGUGGAAACAUUGGAGCGCAAAACUUUUUAGUUUAGGAAAAUUUAAAGAGCUGAUAGAACUCUAUCAACAAGGAUGUGACGCAUUUUACGAGUGUGAGAAUCUUCAUCUGUUGAUGGCUGAAUUAUUUUUUAGAAUGGAACAGAAGUUGCCUGCUCAUAGCACUUACAAACGAGCUCUUCAAAUGAACCCUUCAAAUAUGUCGACCCUGGAAUGCAUUGAUAACCUAUGUAGAGAAAUGAUUGACAAUUGGACAUAUCCUAUGUUGAAUGACAAGGAAAGAAAUUUCAAAUUCCAUGAAGCGAUUCGAGAUGAAAUAUUAAAAAUGAAGGAACAGGGAAAGGAGGUUCAUGUUUUAGACAUUGGAUCUGGCACAGGGAUUAUGAGUAUGUUUGCAGCAAAACAUGGUGCCAUGACUGUUACUGCCUGUGAAAUGUCACCAACUAUGAGUAAUCUUGGCAAAGAAAUAAUAGAAGGCAAUGGAUUUAGAGAUCAAAUUGUUUCAUUAAAUUGUUUAUCGACAGAUAUUCAAUUACAGGAAAAUGAUGGAUCUAAUAUUCUACCUCACAAAGCAUCUGUUGUGAUAAGUGAGACACUCGAUGCUGGAGUAUUUGGUGAAGGAAUUAUUAAAACGAUCGACCAUGCAUGGAAAGAACUUUUAAUUCCGCCAGAAGAAGGUGGAUCUGUGAUUCCAUCAAAAGUUAUUGUCAAUGUGAUUUGUGUUGAAAGUGAAGAUAUACAUCAGAAACACUGUGGUGACACUACAUUCGAAUUCACACCAAAUACUGAAGAAUCAAAUAAUAUAUUGCUGACGAGUAAUGUUGGUGUUGGAUUGCAACCUGACAAUGAGGAAAUGCUUGGAACUAAUUUUUUUAGUGAUGGCUCACAACCUGAACCUUACACCUCAGAACGAAUAUCCAGAAUCAAACACAAACUGCUUUCCAAUUAUCAUACAAUACAAGAAGUCAAUUUCAAUGAUCCACAACAGAUUUCCUCCAUAGCAGAAGGAAAACCAACGACAAUAAAUAUCCAACUACCAAUUACUGCAGAUGGUUUUCUUGAUGCUGUAGUUUUGUGCUUUGAUCUUGCAGUGGAUGACAACCAAGUGCCAAAAUAUGUAAUCACAACAAAGAUUGAUUCAGAAUGUUGUUGGGAACAGGCUGUGUAUCCAGUUCGUCAUAUCGACGCAACAACAAACAAAAUAAACUUCACGAGAUUACACGUAAAAAAAUCUGACAUCGUUGAACUGAACCUCACUCAACACCACAACAAAAUUGUACUGGAAAAUUGCAUUCAUCAAGAUACUUCAAUGAAGAAAGAAGUUUUACCGCAAAAUUUAAUGACAGAUAAUUUUUUUCAAAACUUGACCGUAUUUUCUCUUCAUGAAGACAAAGUAGUUUUGUUUAAUGAUAGAAAAUUCACACAAUCAUGUAAAAAAGCGAUUUUGAGAUUUAUGGAAACAACAAAUUCCACUUCGAAAACACUAAAUGGAAAUAUGUGUGACCAUAAUGGUGCCAGCAUACAACCAAAUGGAAUAUUAAAUAACAUGGAAGAGCUACCUGAUGAAAACUCUGGCCAUACAUCACAAGACACAUUUAUAUCAGUCUUAGAUAUGACAAGUCCAUUCUCAAGAUUGCCUUUAGAACUUACACAGUGCCACAAACGUGUAUCCAUACACAAAGGUCUUUCUAUUGGCACUAAUACUGAGCAAAAAUUCGCAACACAUUUGGGUUUGAAAUAUGUCAUUUGUAAUGGAAACUUGAAUGAAAAAUAUGAUGCUGUAUUUGUUGAUAUUGUGGAACAAAGUGGACUUUUACACCAAGAAGCAUUUAACAAUAUCGCUCAUGCCAGAACUUUACUUCAUCCAAAUGGGAAAAUAUUUCCAACAAGAGUUAGACUGAUGGGAAUGGUUUUCGAAUCAGAGGAACUUUUGCAGCGAUGUUCUGUGCCAAAUAUUGACCAAACUAUAGGGGUUGAAAUUGGGAACUAUCUGCAAGAAUAUCAGGCAACUACGCUUUCGCAUAUCAAUAUGAACAAAACCAGAUUUACUGCAUUGUCUGAAUCUGUCGAUUGCAUGGCUAUUGAUUUAAAUAAUACUGACAUCUCAUCCAUUUGCGAUUGUGAAACAAAAACUGAUGGUAAAAUUACCCACAGUGGAUUUGCUCAUGGAAUAUUCAUAUGGUCGAUAUUGGAGCUUGAUGAAUGUACAACCUUCGACACGUCCAAUUCGUGGCAACAGUGUGCGAUCAUGUUUGGAAAGAACUCAAUCGAAGUUGCUGCAGGAGACUGCUUAAAACUUGAAAUGAAACGCAAUCUCAGUUAUUUUACUUUUAAUAUAUUGGAUAAAACAUAAUAAAAUUU